UUAAUGUUUAGAGGGUUGCUUCUUCUUUUUUUUUUAAAGUUCAGGGUUCUUUACAUGUUUUUGGAAAAUAUAAGGGUUUCUUUACCCAUUUUCUUUAAAACAAGAGAGGCUACUGUGGACAACUAUAAUUAGACCUAUUUAGGUCAUCAAUGGCCCAUUAGACCUAGAUGGGUUUGUCUGGAAAUUACAGAAAAAAAAUUGUUGGUGUAUGCUCCUCGUAAUAUCAUCUUAUCUACAAGAAGGUUAUAUGCCACAAAAAUACAAAAAAGUGUGCCAAGAAACCAAAAUGGAGAGCUCGCUGCAGAAGCAGUUUUUCAACAACGGAGAUAAGCUCUUCAAUUCUCGACAAAAUCGAUGGGUUUGGAUAAAAAAAUUUCAAGUAACAGAUUCUCUUCUCGUAAACUCAACAAACCUGUUUCAUAAUCCUACAAAUUGUCCAAUGUUGUCCAUUAUCCCUACAAGAAAGAGCAAAAACAAUUUAAGAGUUUGUGCAAUAAGGAGAAGAAGAGUGCACUCGAAUUCAGAUACGUACGUACUAUUAGAGGCAGGACAAGAUGAACAGUUUGUGUCCGAAGACGAACUCAAGGCUAAGCUCAAAGGCUGGCUCGAGAAUUGGCCGGCAGAGUAUUUGCCACCAGACCUGGCUAGGUUCGAUGACCUCGAUGAAGCCGUUGAUUUCUUGGUUAAAGCUGUAUGUGAACUUGAGAUAUACGGAGAAGUGGGUUCUGUUCAAUGGUAUCAAGUUCGCCUUGAGUAAUUAAAUGAGAUAAACGUAAUGUCUUUUUCUUGUAUACUGACUGAACAUAUGGUCGGUUUCCCGUUAGCAAUUUGUUUCGUUCUUUAAUACGUAAUUGCCAACUAUCAUCUACCUAUUAAUUGAGAAUGUAAUUUAAUGAAAAAUAUUGAUUUGUUUUAAUUUGAUUGGUCAAAAUCUUUUCUCUAUCCUAA
Thlaspi arvense is the source of this 948-nucleotide messenger RNA. Lineage: Eukaryota; Viridiplantae; Streptophyta; Magnoliopsida; Brassicales; Brassicaceae. The record is from the annotation of a GenBank genome assembly.